GUCCGUGCCGCCACUCCGGGGACCUGCCUAAAGUGGCUUCCAAAAGGAAAACAACAGGAAACCGGGAAGAGAGCUCGAUAGCCCCGACAGAGGGCCGUGGCCAUGGAGACCUGUAGCCGCAGUCGGGUGGCGCCCACCUUCCGAGCACAGGCACCCGUCCAAAGCAAGAUCGUGGACCUGACCGAGGCCGGGAAGGGCUUGCAGGUGCAGACCGAGAAGCCCCACCUGGUCAGCCUGGGCAGCGGGCGCCUCAGCACCGCCAUCACCCUGCUGCCGCUGGAGGAGGGCAGGACCGUGCUGGGCUCGGCUACCGGGGACGUCGUGCUGCAAGGGGCUGGCGUGGCCCCCCAGCACUGCUUCAUUGAGAACGCGCACGGGACUCUCACCCUGCACCCCUGUGGCAACCCUUGCGCCAUUGAUGGCCUGGCCGUGACUCGCCCCACCCGCCUCUCCCAAGAGGACUUCUUCCCUCUGUCUGGUCGUUCCACUCUGACAUCCUUUCAUAGAAUGCCUUCCAAAGAACCUAUCUGGACAGGCGCGCAACUAACAAACUCUUAACGGACUUCUUCCACUCCGCCAAACUAAUAAAAUAACAACGUGG
Gekko japonicus is the source of this 601-nucleotide messenger RNA. RefSeq names its product pleckstrin homology-like domain family B member 1. Gene Ontology annotation, molecular function: protein binding. Gene Ontology annotation, biological process: regulation of microtubule cytoskeleton organization. NCBI's taxonomy places the organism in Eukaryota, Metazoa, Chordata, Lepidosauria, Squamata, Gekkonidae. The record is from RefSeq and is a predicted model, not a curated record. Gene Ontology annotation, cellular component: basal cortex. Bases 103 to 558 code for a protein of 151 amino acids. The transcript has 4 exons.